GGAAGAGCGUGCGAGCAAGAUGGCCACUACCAAGCGAGUGUUGUACGUGGGUGAGCAGGCGCGGGUGCUAAGUGGAGUCUGGGCGAACCUCGCCGUGAGUGGGUCGUGGCGUGGAGCUGGACAGGUCUCCGGACGCGGAGGCCGGCGAGCAGCUGUCUAGGCCGCAUCUAUGGCGGUAUUGCUUGGCCUCAGGGUGGGACCCCGAGACCCAACGAUCGCUUCAAUUCUUCCAAGCCCGCUAAACUCACAGGAACCUCUUCACCUCUUGGGCCCAGGUGGACUUGCAGAGGAGGUGGAUGACAAAGUUCUUCAUGCUGCUUUUAUCCCUUUUGGAGACAUCACAGAUAUCCAGAUUCCUCUGGAUUAUGAAACAGAAAAGCACCGAGGAUUUGCUUUUGUUGAGUUUGAGUUGGCCGAGGAUGCUGCAGCAGCUAUUGACAACAUGAAUGAAUCUGAGCUCUUUGGACGGACAAUUCGUGUCAAUUUGGCAAAACCAAUGAGGAUUAAGGAAGGCUCUUCCAGACCAGUUUGGUCCGAUGAUGACUGGUUGAAGAAGUUUUCUGGAAAGACUCUUGAAGAGAAUAAAGAAGAAGAAGGCUCAGAGCCUCCCAAAGUAGAAACCCAGGAGGGGGAGCCCACUGCCAAAAAGGCCCGGUCAAACCCCCAAGUAUACAUGGACAUCAAGAUUGGGAACAAGCCAGCCGGCCGCAUCCAGAUACUCUUGCGUUCAGACGUCGUUCCCAUGACAGCAGAGAACUUCCGCUGCCUGUGCACCCACGAGAAGGGCUUUGGCUUCAAGGGCAGCAGCUUCCACCGUAUCAUCCCCCAGUUCAUGUGCCAGGGCGGCGAUUUCACCAACCACAACGGCACUGGGGGCAAGUCCAUCUAUGGGAAGAAGUUUGAUGAUGAAAACUUUAUCCUCAAGCACACGGGACCAGGCCUGCUCUCAAUGGCCAACUCUGGCCCAAACACCAAUGGCUCCCAAUUCUUCCUGACGUGUGACAAGACAGAUUGGCUGGACGGCAAGCACGUCGUGUUCGGGGAGGUCACGGAAGGGCUGGACGUCUUGCGGCAGAUUGAGGCCCAGGGCAGCAAGGACGGGAAGCCCAAGCAGAAGGUGAUCAUCUCCGACUGUGGGGAGUACGCGUGAGGCGCCAGAGGGCUCCUGUUGGCGGCAGCAGGGCCUUGUGUCCUGGUCAGCAUGGGGCAGCUCCUCUGCGGGCACAGCCUGGCCUCCUCUGGCUCUGCCCCAGGUGUGGCCGAGGGCCCAAGUGCCACCCUUCCCUCUGGACAGCUGUGCAUGGCCUUUCCAGCCUUUGCUGCCAGGCCCAGCAGUGUGACUCUUAGACAUUUUCUUCUGGUAAAAUAAAUCCUAGUUUUUGUA
This is a messenger RNA of Phacochoerus africanus (Common warthog), 1384 nucleotides long. RefSeq names its product peptidylprolyl isomerase E (gene PPIE). Gene Ontology annotation, biological process: protein folding; protein peptidyl-prolyl isomerization. The record is from RefSeq and is a predicted model, not a curated record. The transcript is spliced from 10 exons. Bases 170 to 1150 code for a protein of 326 amino acids. NCBI's taxonomy places the organism in Eukaryota, Metazoa, Chordata, Mammalia, Artiodactyla, Suidae. Gene Ontology annotation, cellular component: intracellular membrane-bounded organelle. Gene Ontology annotation, molecular function: peptidyl-prolyl cis-trans isomerase activity; RNA binding.